AUGAUACUUAUAUGGUGAGCUUAUGUAACAUAGAGUGUUAUAAUUCUCUGCACUAUAAUUUUUUAGAAAAUAAAUUUUUUUAACUUACCAAAAAAAAAAAAAAAAUCUGAAUCUAAAUUUAAUAAUAAUAAUAAUAAUAAUAGUUAUAAUUAAUUAGAAUUAAAAGCCCAUGAAUGUGGCGUUGGAGGGCUCCGGUGUUCUGCGAGAGUGAAACGCCGUAGCUGUGUUCAUUUCAAUUUCUUUCAAAAGCCACGCAGAUCUCUACUCUUUCUCUCUCUCUCUCUUUCUCUCUCGUGGGCAUAUUCGGCAACGAAACAGUUGGAGUAAUGGGGCUUCUCAGCAUCAUUAGAAAAAUCAAGAGAAAAGAGAAGGAAAUGCGUAUACUCAUGGUGGGUCUUGAUAAUUCAGGGAAGACUACAAUUGUGUUGAAAAUCAAUGGAGAGGACACUAGUGUUAUCAGUCCCACCCUCGGCUUCAAUAUCAAAACCAUCACCUACCACAAGUAUACUCUUAAUAUAUGGGAUGUUGGGGGCCAAAGAACCAUAAGAUCUUACUGGAGAAACUACUUCGAACAAACUGAUGGUUUGGUAUGGGUCGUUGAUAGUUCAGAUCUUAGAAGGUUAGACGAUUGCAAAAUGGAACUGGAUAACCUUUUGAAGGAAGAGAGGCUGUCGGGAGCAUCCUUGCUGAUACUAGCAAAUAAGCAAGAUAUAAAUGGAGCUCUUACACCAGCAGAAAUAGCUAAGGUCCUCAACUUAGAAGCUAUGGACAAAACCAGGCAUUGGAAAAUUGUGGGCUGCAGCGCAAUCACGGGUGAAGGGCUUCUUGAGGGAUUUGAUUGGUUGGUCCAGGAUAUUGCCUCUCGAAUCUAUGUGCUUGACUAACUAAUGUUUUCAUCCAAGACAUCUCUAUUUGUACGGGACAAGUUUCUAAAUGCCAUUUACAACAGCUAAACAGAUUUUGAGAGCAUUUCAUAUAUAAGCCGCCAUCUUAUUGGGGAA
Molecule: messenger RNA, 1001 nt
Organism: Vitis vinifera (wine grape)
Lineage: Eukaryota; Viridiplantae; Streptophyta; Magnoliopsida; Vitales; Vitaceae
Product: ADP-ribosylation factor-like protein 2
Exons: 6
Coding region: 327-884 (185 amino acids)
Biological process (GO): protein folding
Cellular component (GO): cytoplasm; microtubule cytoskeleton
Molecular function (GO): GTPase activity; GTP binding
Source: RefSeq, a predicted model, not a curated record